UGCCCCAGCUGCUGCAUUUCGCGGCGCACGCGCACCUCUCUUGACUUAAAGGUCACCUCGUACGCGUAAACACCUCAAAUAUACUUCAACGCGAUGGAUAAGUUACAAAAUAUUCUUAUUUUUGCUGCUGUGCUCGCAUCAGGAACUUGUAACACAAACAUGUUCGGUGGGCGCUGCUCGCGGCACGACCCCGCCGUGGACGCCUGCCUACUACGCGGUUUCAACUCGCUCGCGGAGCACCUGAAGGGCGGCGCACCGGAGCUGGGCAUCGAGGAGGACGAGCCGAUAGUGAUCGACGAGUUAUCGAUAGCCCUGGGGGGCGGGCCCGACGGCUACCGAGCCACCUUCAAAGACAUACAUGCCACUGGAGUCUCCAACAUGACCAUCACUAAUGUCAGGUCCGACCUGGAGACUCACCAGUUCCAGCUGACGCUGUUCGGGCCGCACAUCAGCGCGCGCGCGCGGUACCGCUCGUCGGGCGUGCUGCUGCUGGUGCGCGCCUCCGGCGGCGGCGACUACUGGGGCGAGUACGAGGGCGUGAAGGCUAAGGUGUACUUCCGCGGGGCGCCGUACGAGCGCGACGGGCGCACCUACCUGCGCCUGCAGCAGCUCAAGCUCGACUUCUCCGUCAAGGACAUCCAGAUGGGCGUCGAAAACCUGCAGAAUGGGAACGCAGUGCUGCAGGCGGCGCUGAACCUGUUCAUCAACACGAACGCGCAGGAGCUGCUGAAGGAGAUGAAGCCAGAGCUGAAGCGCGACCUGGCCGACAAGAUGGCGCGCUUCCUGGCACGGAUCCUCGACCACAUCCCCUACGACGAGUGGAUCCUCGACUGA
Molecule: messenger RNA, 834 nt
Organism: Cydia amplana
Lineage: Eukaryota; Metazoa; Arthropoda; Insecta; Lepidoptera; Tortricidae
Product: protein takeout-like
Exons: 6
Coding region: 94-834 (246 amino acids)
Source: RefSeq, a predicted model, not a curated record